Messenger RNA from Solea senegalensis (Senegalese sole), 1519 nucleotides. RefSeq names its product ADP-ribosylation factor-like 14 effector protein (gene arl14ep). The record is from RefSeq and is a predicted model, not a curated record. Lineage: Eukaryota; Metazoa; Chordata; Actinopteri; Pleuronectiformes; Soleidae. The transcript is spliced from 5 exons. Gene Ontology annotation, cellular component: intracellular membrane-bounded organelle. The coding region runs from base 185 to 850 and encodes 221 amino acids.
UUUUACAAUCUGAGCUGCCGCUAGAGGGCAGUUGGGUCUAAGGGCAAACGGAAGUGGAAGUAGAUGUACACUUGAUUUCCAACGAAGAAGAAUAACAAGAAAUUAAAACACUCACGUUUGCUCCCUUUCCUGCGCAUUUACAGCGUUUUUCUGGAUUACUGCACAUUAACAUAAGAAGGAUAAAAUGCCGGUAAUUUGUGCAGCAGCCGGGUGCAACAACAAGUUUGUCAAAGGGUCGGAAAUAAGAUUUUACAGGUUUCCACUCAGCAAGCCUCAACUUGCAAGCAAAUGGGUGCACAGCCUGGGGAUGAAAAACUUCAUCCCCACAUCCAACACCUGCCUGUGCUCAGAGCAUUUCAGGACUGACUGCUUCAGAGACUACAAUGGUAAACAGUUUCUGAGGGAGGAUGCUGUGCCCACCCAAUUCAACCAUGGACAAGAUUCAUCAAAGAUUGAACUUCGUAAAAGAGUGGUGGUACCAAAGGAGCCAAACACCGUAAAUCAAGUGGGAUCACAAGCGGACAGAGACAGAGCGAGAGAAGCUGCCAAUAUCCGCAGGGAGAAAAGAGGAGGAAUGAGGGGUGGACGAGGUGGUCGUGGAGGAAAACAACUGUCUGACAGGCUGAGCAAUGCAGCCAAAAGCAGAGUGUACGACAGCAAGGGUCGACUGCUCUCUAACAACGCUGACAUGUGUGACUGUCUGGACGUAGACUGUAUGGGCUGCUUUUAUCCCUGUCCCGAAUGCGGCUCACGCAAGUGUGGGGUAGAGUGCCGCUGUGACCGGAAGUGGCUUUACGAGCAGGUGGAAGUUGAAGGUGGAGAGAUCAUACGGAACAAGUAUGCAGUUUAGUUUGCAGUGACUCUUAGGUUUCAAAUGCUUGAUGAUAAUGGAACCAGCGGGGGUUCUGGGAAGUUUCUAAAUGCUCCAAGUCAGACUGGUUUAAACAUUCAAGACUGUGAUGCUGUUUAAAGCAGAAGCUUUUUGAUAACAAGGAGCAGACAGCAGUUGUUUUGAUAAGCUGUGGAAUGUAUUUCAAUCCACAGUCACCUUCAUUUUUCACCAAGAUCUUGUAUUAAUGAUGGGAGACACAGACCACUGUGUAAACACCUCUAGAGCAUAUUGCAAAGUUGCUCGCAAAGUUUCAGUUGUUGCCUCUGUGGUGGUCAGUCAAUGUGUGAAAAAGAUGACUCAUGUUUCCUGAACUAUUCUUUCACAAUUUGAGUCUGAUAAAUCCUGGCAUUCUCGUCUUGGAAUAUGCUUGGAAAACCUGGUCAUUCGGUAUAUUUAGGUUGUCAGUUGAACUCAAAUCUUUAGAGGCAUAAUGUUGCUGAACCUAGGCAUGACCAACUGAAGCCACCCCAGAUCAUAACACUGCCUGUACAGGCUUGUAUGGUGGGCCAAGUAUUGGUCCAUGGGUGUGCAUGAGCUGAGUGUACAUUUCCUUAUUCCUGUUUUCUCUGUUUUGUUGUAAAAACAUUUUGGUGUGUCACCAUGUGUUAAUAAACUCUUUUAUAGACA